Molecule: messenger RNA, 1329 nt
Organism: Trichophyton benhamiae CBS 112371
Lineage: Eukaryota; Fungi; Ascomycota; Eurotiomycetes; Onygenales; Arthrodermataceae
Exons: 2
Coding region: 1-1329 (442 amino acids)
Biological process (GO): vesicle-mediated transport; mitotic spindle elongation
Cellular component (GO): Golgi membrane
Source: RefSeq, a predicted model, not a curated record
AUGGCUGCAGCACAUAACUCGACGCCGGAGACCCUCACGGCACCCCUCAUGGCAGGCGAACGGUCUUCUCCUUCUCCUUCGCCUUCGCCUUCUCCCUCGUUGGGUUCGGUUCACCCGCCGUGGAGUCGACCGCAUACCGGUUUAGGCAGAGACAGGAGACGGAGCUCUCUAUUUGGCAUGCCUUCCGCUACGUCAGAUCCAACAGGCUUCCGUGAUAGGGCGAUCGACCGGAUUGGACGAUCAUACCAGCGGGUAUCGGAAACAUUUGGAAAGAUGACCAUACUACAGAAGAUAGGGACUGUAUUUGCUGGCCUUGGUGUGAUUGCCCUUGGGUUAGGAUUCAUGGCCGUUACGGGUCAGAUAUUCGCAUGGUUGGGCCCUGUUGCGAAAGAUUGGGAGAAUGCACCCCUGGCCUACUUUAUAUUGUGGCUUUGUACAUUCUUGAUGUCCUUUCCUCCAAUGGUGGGGUGGUCGACGGUUGGAACAGUGUCCGGCUUCAUAUUCGGUGUAUGGAAGGGGUACGUAUAUGCUCGUUUUACUGCUAUUUUCCGAGGACAGUUCGUUGAUCUAACACUGUUAUUGUUAUUACUUAAUAGAUGGGCGAUAUAUGCAUCUGCCACCGUUAUUGGGUCAACAUGCUCGUUUUAUGUCUCGCGUACCGUCUUGUCCAAGUUUGUACAAAGACUUAUGAAGCAUGACAAACGAUUCGCUGCUUUGUCGUUGACCCUUAAGUAUGAUGGCUUAAAGCUAUUAUGCAUGAUUCGUUUAUGUCCCUUGCCGUACUCACUAUGCAACGGUGCAGUCUCGACUUUCCCAACCGUGAGUCCGCUCAUGUACGGCCUUGCAACGGCCAUCAUCUCACCAAAGUUUCUUGUCCCGACCUUUAUCGGAAGCAGGCUCAGAAUAUUGUCCGAGGAUGGGGGAGAAAUGAGUGCCGGCUCCAAGGCAGUCAACAUUAUUAGUAUUCUUGUGAGCGUUGCAGCCGGUGUCUUCACAGGCUGGUACAUCUACAAACGCACUCUUGCCCGUGCUAAACAGCUUGAGGCUGAGGAGCGCGCCAACCUCCGUGGUCCAACCCCCAAUAAUCGACCAACGACUGCUUCGCCAGGUGGGUUUGCCGAUGAUCCAAAUUCUAGCUCCCUCGCAAGAGAUGAAGAAGAGGCAGUUGGUUUCGACGAUGCUGUAGCCAUCGACAUUGAUGAUGAUAAUGUUGCACUCGAUCCAAGUUAUCACGACUUUACGGACAACGAGUCGGAUAUCUUUGCUGAUGGAGACGGGGAUGAUAAAGACGAGACGUAUAAGCUGCACCGCCAUGUGGACCCGAGAUAG